Molecule: messenger RNA, 1533 nt
Organism: Siniperca chuatsi (mandarin fish)
Lineage: Eukaryota; Metazoa; Chordata; Actinopteri; Centrarchiformes; Sinipercidae
Product: immunoglobulin lambda-1 light chain-like
Exons: 5
Coding region: 138-1130 (330 amino acids)
Source: RefSeq, a predicted model, not a curated record
GGGCUGAUGGGAGGUCUGAGGACCUGUUAGAAACCACGUGGCCCUCGUCUGAUCUCGCAGCUCGUCCUUGUUUGGCCUCGGCUGCAUCAGAGCGCCACUUCUCCCCAGGUUCACCAGAGGAAACGCCACUGCACACAAUGCUUUCCCUCCCAGCUGCUGCUCUGUGCUGUCUGUGUUCAGCGCUGGUUGCCAUGGCAGCAGAGCUGAUUCAGGAUGAUUUAACAUUGACCAGGAGAGUUGGUGAAGCUGUCGCCAUCAGCUGUGGAGGAUCUGACCAGUGUUCUACUAAUUAUGUAUACUGGUACCAGAAGAAAGACAGAGAAGCAUUCACACGGAUUCUUAGAAUUACCAGGAGUGAUGGUCAAGUUUAUUCAGGCUACAAUCAUCCUCAGAUAAAUGAUUUCUCAGCUGUGAAUAAACAGAACGGCUGUGAGUUGAAGAUCCAGAAAGCUAACGUCUAUCAUUCAGCCUCCUACUACUGCUCCUGUUGGAAGAGAGUUACCCACAGAUACUACUACUACAUCUUUGGCUCUGGAACUAAACUGUAUGUAACAGAUGAGCAGAUGGUGAAGCCCGUGGUGAGCGUGUACCCAGCAGCAUCCAGAGCCCACCUGGAGGGGAAGAGCUCCCUGCUGUGUCUGGCCUCAGCCAUGUUUCCUCCUCUGGUCCAGUUCUCCUGGAAAAGACAAAAGGAGAAUGGUCCUCUGGAGGAUCUGCCCUCUGCUGAGGGAGAGCAGCUGGAGUUCAGAGAGUUGGGAUGCACCGCCGCCAUCAGAGUUAUUGAUCGUGACGCUCUCAACACAUAUAAAUACCGCUGCUAUGUCCAGCACGAGGGGGGCACAGUGGAGGCCCAAACAGAACAAGGGGUUUCUGCACCAACAUCACCUCCAACAUCACUUCAAACAUCACUUCCAACAUCACCUUCAACAUCACCUCCACCAUCAACUCCACCAUCAAUUCCAACAUCACCUCCACCAGCAGCCUCAGUCCAGUAUCAGUGCAGGGUGAAGCUGCUCUGUCUGCUGUACACAGUGCUGAUAGUGAAGAGUCUGGUAUACUGCUGUGGACUCUCUUUGCUGAUGAUCCUCAGAAACAAGGGACCGUCCACCAACUGCACACAAGCUGACUGACUGUUUUCUGCUCGCCUUUUCUCACCAUCAAAUCUCAUCAAUUCAUCUCAUUUAUCACUUUGAUCAGCUGUCGGAAAUGUCAAUUAUGACGUGUUGUGGUUGGUUGUAAAAUCUAUCUUUUUAUGCAUAGGUUAGAUACAGUCAUGCUAAAAAUAAAUAUACAAAUAUAUUUACAGUAACUAAGUAUACAUUCUGUGGUAUAGUGAUAUUUCAAUAGUUUAUUUCCACUUUUUGUGACUCAUAUAAUAAUAAAAAAUGAAGCUGAAUCAUUUGCUGUCUUGUAGAUAUUUUAUUGUUUAUAGUAUUUUUCUGUUCUAUUUUUUCUAUAUAAUACAUUAUGCAGAGUGUGGCAGGUUUGUCAAAGUCUUUCAGUGUAACAUUCUCAAUAAACUGAAAAAUCACA